AUGACUUCAUCAAAUAUUCAAUCAACAUUGAAUUUUACAUCUUCAACUAUAAUUUCACCACCUUUACCAAGUGUAUUCGAAUUACUUGCUCAAGAACGUUUAACUGAUUUAAUUCGCCCUUGUCUUCGACAAAUUUUUAAAUUUUUACAUGAAAUUCGUCCAUUAUCUAAUUCAUUACGAAUUCUUUAUAAAUACAAAGAUGAAUUUAUAUUACUUAUUGAAAGUAUUGUUCAAUGGCUUUAUUUACAUUUCUAUUCAGCUUUAAUUGGUGAACAUUUUUAUGGAUUAAAACGAACAGCAAAUCAUCGAUUACGUUCACUUAUAUUUUCUGUAUUUCUACCUUAUGUUAAACUAAAACUUGAUUCAUUACAUGAACAAAUGUCUAUGAAUAAUAACAAUAAUAAUAAUAAUAAUAAUAAUCGUCAUACUACAUUUUAUAUGAUACUUCAAAUUUUACCUAAAAUUCAAGUUUUUAUCGAAGGUAUUUGUUGGCUUUAUCGAAUAGGUUAUGCUUUUGGUAGAAUUGAAUAUUACAGUCCAGAACUUCAAUUAGCCGGUGUUAAAUUAACCUAUGCGAAAGAUCCAUCACCUGUCAUUCCAUCAUCAACUAAUGCUAGUCGAUUUUUUUCCAUAAUCAGUCAAAUUAUAUCAAGUGGUUUAUUUCUUGUUCAAUUUAUCGAAUGGUGGAAUAAUACAAAUGGUUCAAAGAAAAAUUCUAUUAAUGCUAAUAUUAAUCCACCAUUACCAACUACUGUUCGAACACAAUCAACAAUUGGUAAACGUCAAUGUCCUCUUUGUCGACAACCAUGUAAUGUUCCGACAGCAGUACUUGGCUCUGGUUAUGUUUAUUGUUAUACAUGUAUUAGCGAUUACGUUAAACGUUAUCAUCGAUGUCCAACAACACAUCAACCGAUAAAUCUUGGAAUGUUAUACCCGUUUUUAGAUAAUGUUAACACAUCAGAACUUUAUGUAAUAACAUUUCUUUAUAGUCUCAUUGUGUUCAUUAUCAUUUUACCACCAAGUGAACUUGCAUCAGCUGGAUUUUCUAUACAAAAUAUUUUUUCUUAUUUUCUUGUUGAAACUGAAGAAAUAUCUUUUAUACGAUAUCAUAUAAAACGUAUAUCAAUUAAAUAUAUUAUUCAUAGCUUUCUUUCAUUGGGUUAUGUAUUUAUAUUACUCUAUUAUUGUGAUUGGUCAUUAGGCAUUAUUAAUGUUUUUAUUAAUCUUUUUACUCAAACUUCAAUAAUUCUUCGAUUUAUUUUAUAUAUUUGUCUUCUUAUUCCUAUUAUUACAUCAUUAAUUGUUUUACAAUGGCAUUUAAAUGAUUGUUAUAUGCAUCCAAUUGUUCGACAAUUACGUUUAUUUAUUCAAAUAAAUAAUCAACAACAAGAACAAACAUGGCAUACAGUUGAAUCAUCAAUAAAUACUGAAUUUCGUCGAUUUGAUAAAUUUACAUGUGGUACAGCAACAUCAAAUGUUCGUUGUUAUGUACUUGAUUCAUGGAUAUUAAAAUGUUCAAUGUAUCAUGUUAAUAUAGCACAACAAUCAAAUGUACGUGUUGAAUUAGUUGAUGCACAUGAUAUACAUUUACAAGAAACAAAUGAAGAAGUAUCAUUAUCUACACAAUAUCUUAAUAUAGUCAUUAAAAGUUAUGAUAUAAGAAUAAAACCAUUUUAUAUUAGAUUAAAAGCAAAUGAAUAUGAUGAUUUACGAGGUAAACUUCAAGCAAAUAUUGAAAAUGUCAAAAAUAUUGUUGUACGUCAAUCUCUAAGUGAAUUAUUUGUAACAGAUUUUCGACGACAUGUUAUACAAAAUCCAAAAUAUCGAUUACCACCAAAUCAACGAGAUUUGGAUACAUGUAUUGGUUGUUUACAAACAAAUGCUAAUGUUAAAUUAGUUAAAAAUUGUGAUGCACCAAAUAUUGGCCGAUGUCAAACAUGUUUUUGUCGUCCAAUGUGGUGUCUUGAAUGUUUGGGUAAAUGGUUUGCUAGUAGACAAGAUCAAGCAAGACCUGAUACAUGGCUUCAAUCAACAUGUCCAUGUCCAUCAUGUCGAUCUGUUUUUUGUAUUCUCGAUAUUUCAUUAGUUGAAUUUUGA
Messenger RNA from Rotaria sordida, 2097 nucleotides. The record is from the annotation of a GenBank genome assembly. Lineage: Eukaryota; Metazoa; Rotifera; Eurotatoria; Philodinida; Philodinidae.